AUGGCGUCUCUGUCUCCGCCGGAAGAGGCUGCUGCUUCUUAUCACCACCGUCAGUCUAAGAGAUAUUCUUCUUCUUCCUCCUCCAACGGCGUCGAAUCGGAUUUCCCCAAACGACCCAAAAUCUCUCAUCCUCUACCUCAAUCGUCGAAUUUCAUUUCUUCCUCUGAGAUCGAAUCAGAGUUUUCUCAUCACGAUCUUGUUUUCGCAAGGAUCAACAACGGUAGCUUCGGUUGUUGUCCUUCUUCCAUCCUCUCCCUCCAGCGAGAUUGGCAGCUCCGGUUCCUCCGCCAGCCCGAUCGAUUCUAUUUCGAAGAUCUCAAACCCAAAAUCUCCGAAUCCAGAACCGUAAUCAAGCGUCUUAUCAACGCGGAACACGACGAUGAAGUCUCAAUCGUCGACAACGCAACCACCGCUGCUGCAAUCGUUCUCCAGCAAACCGCUUGGGCUUUCCGGGAAGGACGGUUCGAGAAAGGUGACGCGGUGGUUAUGCUUCACUACGCUUAUGGCUCUGUGAAGAAAUCAGUCGAAGCGUACGUUACACGCUCCGGUGGACAGGUCAUUGAGGUACAGUUACCUUUCCCUGUUGUUUCCGCGGAUGAGAUUAUAGACCGGUUUAGGAACGGUUUAGAGUCGGGUAAGGCGAAUGGUAGGAGGGUUAGGUUAGCUUUGAUUGAUCAUGUGACUUCUAUGCCUAGUGUUGUCAUUCCAAUCAAAGAGCUUGUUAAAAUCUGUAGAGAAGAAGGUGUUGACCAGGUUUUUGUUGAUGCUGCUCAUGGGAUUGGGUGUGUUGACGUUGACAUGAAGGAGAUUGGUGCUGAUUUCUACACUAGUAAUCUUCAUAAGUGGUUUUUCGCACCGCCUUCGGUUGCUUUCUUGUAUUGUAGGAAAUCGAAUAACGGUACUGCUCCUGAUUUGCAUCAUCCUGUUGUGUCUAAUGAGUAUGGAAAUGGCUUGGCGAUCGAGAGCUCGUGGGUUGGAACUAGAGAUUACAGUGCUCAGUUGGUGGUUCCUUCCAUUUUGGAGUUUGUGAAUCGGUUUGAGGGAGGGAUUGAUGGUAUAAAGAAGAGGAAUCAUGAGUCUAUUGUUGAAAUGGGUCAUAUGCUGGUUAACUCUUGGGGGACUCAGCUCGGCUGCCCGCCUGAGAUGUGCGCGAGUAUGAUCAUGGUCGGGUUACCCGUGUGCUUAGGAGUGUCGAGCGAAUCGAAUGUUUUGAAGCUAAGAACCUUUUUGAGAGAAAGGUUCAGCAUUGAAAUCCCAAUCUACUUCAGACCACCUGCGGACGGAGAGAUUGAUCCGAUCACGGGCUAUGUGCGCAUUUCUUUUCAAGUUUACAACAAACCCGAGGAUUACCAUAGGCUCAGGGACGCAAUUAACGAACUUGUGAGAGAUGGGUUUAGAUGCACGUCUCUAUCUUGUUGA
This is a messenger RNA of Arabis nemorensis, 1419 nucleotides long. NCBI's taxonomy places the organism in Eukaryota, Viridiplantae, Streptophyta, Magnoliopsida, Brassicales, Brassicaceae. The record is from the annotation of a GenBank genome assembly.